Molecule: messenger RNA, 2928 nt
Organism: Cherax quadricarinatus
Lineage: Eukaryota; Metazoa; Arthropoda; Malacostraca; Decapoda; Parastacidae
Source: RefSeq, a predicted model, not a curated record
GCCACAACUCUCACUGCCUCCUCUUCUUCAACACUAGCUCAGCUUUCGGGAGAUAGCAUACCACACUAAAAUCAAAGCCUGCUAACUCAAUAAUUCACUAUGAAGAUUACACCACAUUUAGUAUUUUUCACUCUUCUUGGAGCAUCACUGGCGGUGCAGCUGAAUUACUUAGCACCUACUAAUGGAUUUAACGGCAACGGAGGCAAUGGUAAUGGUGGAUAUAGCAACGGUAAUGGCAAUGGGAGAUACAAAAAUGGUAAUGGAAAUGGCAAUGGUGCCUAUGCUAAUGGAAUCAGUAAUGGUGCUUACACAAAUGAUAUCGGAAAUGGAGGUUUUUCUAAUGGCAUUAAUGGUAUAAAUGGAAACGGAGUAAUCGCUAAUGGAUAUACAAAUGGUAAUGGAAUAACAAACGGAAAUGGUGGUUUUUCCAAUGGAAAUGGAAACGGGUAUGUCAAUGGUGGAUUUAAUGGAAAUGGCAAUGGUGUAACCAGUGGUAAUGGUUAUGCAAAUGGUGGAUCCACCAAUGGAGUGAUUAACGGGAACGGGUUUUACAACGGAUUGGAGGAUCCCAUCACCGCCCUGGCUACUGCUGUAAGAGGUGAACCCGGCGUGGACUAUCCCAUCCUGGCUUCUGUACCCGACACAGGAUUCACCUGCAGUGGACAGAUCCCUGGAUACUACGCUGAUAUUGCCCUCGAGGCCGGCUGUCAGGUGUUCCACAUCUGUCAGGCAGAUGGCAGGAGCGACUCUUUCCUGUGUCCCAACGGUACCAUCUUCAACCAGCAGUACUUCGUGUGUGAUUGGUGGUACAACUUCGACUGUUCCACCGCCCAGCAGUUUUAUGGUCUCAACGCUCAGAUCGGAGUCGUGAAUGGUAAUGGGUACUCCAACGGCAUCGUUAACGGAAUUAUUAACGGUAAUGGAAUUUACGCAAGCAGAGUAAAUGGAAAUGGUGCACUUAAUGGAAAUGGAGGUAUAACUGUCAAUGGAAAUGGGUACACCAAUGGAGUUAAUGGAAAUGGUGUAGCCUCUCUUAAUGGCAAUGGCUAUACUGUUGGAAAUGGAUACAGUUAUAGCAAUGGAAAUGGCGGUAAUGGUAAUGGCAACGGAGGUAAUGGAAAUGGAUUCAUCAGUGGAAAUGGCAACGGAGGUAAUGGAAAUGGAUUCAUCAGUGGAAAUGGCAACGGAAACGGCAAUGGUUACACCAACGGUAAUGGAUUGAUCAUUGGCAAUGGGAAUGGUGUCAAUGGCAAUGGACACACUAACGGUAACGGACUCAACGGCAAUGGCUACACAAAUGGUAAUGGCUUAACCAACGGUAAUGGAUUAGCCACGGGCAAUGGUAACGGCUACACUAACGGCAACGGUUUAACCAAUGGUAACGGAAUUAACGGUAAUGGUUUCACCAAUGGUAACGGAAUCAAUGGAAACGGUAUUAAUGGAAACGGUUACGUCAAUGGUAAUGGAGUCAACGGAAAUGGUUUUUCCAACGGAGUUAAUGGUAAUGGAUUUAGCAUAACACCCUCCGGCUUGUACCAGACACCCACCUUCGUGUUCCACAUCUGUCAGGCAGAUGGCAGGAGCGACUCUUUCCUGUGUCCCAACGGUACCAUCUUCAACCAGCAGUACUUCGUGUGUGACUGGUGGUACAACUUCGACUGUUCUACCGCCCAGCAGUUCUAUGGUCUCAAUGCUCUGAUUGGUGUUACCAAUGGCAAUGGUUAUUCAAAUGGCAUUGGGCUUACCAAUGGUAAUGGUAACGGAUACACUAAUGGCAAUGGACUCACCAAUGGAAAUGGUAAUGGAUACACUGAUGGCAAUGGACUCACCAAUGGCAAUGGCCUCACCAAUGGCAAUGGUAAUGGAUACACUAAUGGCAAUGGACUCACCAAUGGCAAUGGCCUCACCAAUGGCAAUGGCCUCACCAAUGGCAAUGGUAAUGGAUACACUAAUGGCAAUGGACUCACCAAUGGCAAUGGACUCACCAAUGGCAAUGGACUCACCAAUGGCAAUGGCUUCACCAAUGGUAAUGGUAAUGGAUACACUAAUGGCAAUGGUAAUGGAUACACUAAUGGCAAUGGGCUCACCAAUGGCAAUGGUCUCACCCAUGGGAAUGGUAAUGGAUACUCUAAUGGCAAUGGACUUACCAAUGGUAAUGGAUACUUUAAUGGCAAUGGGCUAACCAAUGGUAAUGGAUACUCUAAUGGCAAUGGGCUAACCAAUGGCAAUGGUAAUGGAUACUCUAAUGGCAAUGGGCUAACCAAUGGCAAUGGUAAUGGAUACUCUAAUGGCAAUGGGCUAACCAAUGGCAAUGGUAAUGGACACUCUAAUGACAAUGGGCUAACCAAUGGUAAUGGGCACAGCAACGGAAAUGGUUAUUCAAAUGGGAAUGGUAUUACAAAUGGUAAUGGAAAUGGCAUAAACGGAAAUGGCUACACGUACGGAAACGGAAUUAAUGGCAAUGGCGUUCAGACCAGUGGAAAUGGCUAUACUAACGGUAAUGGCAUUAAGGCUAACGGAAAUAGCUACACAAACGGCAAUGGAGGAAAUGGCAACGGAAACGGAAGUAAUGGUAACGGAUAUGGUCACACUAAUGGGAACGGAAGUAAUAGCAAUGGAAAUGGCUAUGCUAACGGGAACGGAAGUAAUGGUAACGAAAAUGGUAAUCGUGUUAAUGGAAAUGGACACACAAAUGGUAAUGGGUACAACUACCUAGCUCCAACGUAAAUACUGUGACCUUCACUCUCAAGUUUCUGUCUCUGGAACAUGUGAAGCUGCGAAGUGUCCACACUUGUGUCUCCAUGAACUGUAGAAGAGACUGAACAGGGUUUUAUCUGCCCUUUAACAGCUGUUCUCUUCAACAUCUGACUUUAUCUGUCUGUCUGUCUGUCUCGCCACUGUUAAAACAGCCAGGUUGUGUGAUACUUG